Messenger RNA from Hymenoscyphus albidus, 923 nucleotides. The record is from the annotation of a GenBank genome assembly. Lineage: Eukaryota; Fungi; Ascomycota; Leotiomycetes; Helotiales; Helotiaceae.
AUGUCAGGACAGGACUGGCAUAACAGAAUGGAGCGCCUGACACUCUCAAAUUCACAACCACCAGAGCUCACAGGCAUACGUAGUGAGGGGAUUGAAGAGGGCGCUGUUGUCAAUGUACCAUAUGGAGCGCUCUCAGAGGGGCCUGAAUUUGCACCAUUUCCAAGAUUACCCCUGGAGAUUCAGUUGAAGAUCUUUGCGCUCACAUGGCCUGCUGGACAAAGAAUCGUCGUAAGCUGCACAGAGGUCCAUACCAGUAGCGAGGCCACUGCUCUAGCCACCCUCUAUGUCUGCAGCAACAGCAGGAAAGAAACACUGCGCAGCUUCAGGUGCAUUGGAUUUCAGUCUUCUCUGACACGCAGACCCCAGUGGUUUCAAUCAAAGGCGGACACUUUAUAUUUGCACGCGCGUGUUGCGCUUUCGCCGGUUUUUCUGGUAAGCAAUUCUUUCUUUCACAGUUGUUUGUUUAUUGAGAUAGCAUCCUGACUUUUCUUUACACCCACCCCUCUUGACAAAAGUAUACUAAUUUGUUGAUCUAGUUCUGGAGACAUAACCAUCUACGGCAACCAUUGGAGGCGGCUAAGAACCCCUUCAGACACGUUAAAAAGUUGCAUAUCUACCGCCCUCUGUGGUCUUACAACAGACCUUCUCCUCAAAUCGCCAAUUCCCAGUACGAUCCCAACGAAAAGCUGGUGCUGGAUCAUUGCACAGAGCUGGAACAUAUCUUUUUGAUGGUAGCAGAUGGAGUGUCUACAAUAUUUGAGCUUGCAGAAGACGGACCAGGCGAACGGCCCAUUUCAGGGAAGGAUUUGAAUGGUAUGCGGGAAAUUGCUGGAAUGCUUGAGAGCUAUCUCAUUCGUCGAAAGGAGAUUGACGAUACUCUACCUGUUCCAAGAAUAUCCAUUGGGGGUAUGGAUCUCGCAUGA